AUGGCGUCGUCGGCUGCCACCCCCGACACUCCGAUUACGCUGAAGGUCAGCUACGAUGGCGUAACCCGCCGCUUCAAGCUGCCUCUGCGUGAGCUGGGUGCCAUCACACUGGAGACCAAGCUCCGAGGUUUCCUACACAUCCCCGCCGGGACCAAGACCAUCAUCGAGCGCUACUCCGACUCCGCCGCUUCAUACGUCAUGUUGGAACCCGGCAACCUGUCGGUCUACAAGCAACUAUUCCGAGCCGCCAAGGCUAAGCAGAAGCUCAAGCUGCGUGUCUCUACCCCCGUCCCGACCGAGACCGAGCCCGAGGAGGACAAAGGCCCCAAGCCUGUCACUGUCGAGGACGAGCCUGAAUCCUCUCAGGAGAAAUUCACUGAAGCCUCAACCCCCGAGGAGGCAUCGCAGAUCUCCGAACCCUCGACUUCCACACCUGCACCUGCCGAGUCGUCUGAGACGAUCGUUGCACCCCAGACCCCCGACGAGUUCCCCGAGUUCAUCAAGCAGUGGCGUGCCAAAGGCAUGCCCAGGAUCCACCUUCGCCGUGACACCAACGGCGUCGAGGUUAUUGACUUCCUGGGCCAGGGAUCUCCGGCUGAGCCGCUUGUGACUGUGGACCCUGUCGCCGAGCAAUCCUCCUCGUUGGACAAGUCCUUACCCAUGGACCGACCUCGCUACCGAUUCUCACAAACCGCUUCCACCCUUUCCUUUGCUGACCUCCUUCGCGAGGCACGUGGAACUGAGCGCCAAACUCAGGCACGAACACCGGUUCAAGUUGCACCAGCAGCAACUGUAACUCCUCACGAGGCCAAGGCACCACAGUGCCCGGCAUUUUCCAGUCGCUUCAGGCGGCCCUUCACUGUUUGCUGCAACAGCUGUGACAAGGCGGUUCCCGAUGCCCACUUCCACUGCUCCACCUGCGAUGACGGCGACUUUGACCUGUGCCAGGACUGUGUGAACCAAGGUAUCUCAUGCUACAACGAUCAGCACUGGCUUAUCAAGAGAACUAUCCAGGAUGGUCAGAUCAACUACAGCACGACUCACAUCGCGCCCAAGACCAGCCGUUCUUCGAGUGAGAAGAAGCCCAUCGAGACUGUGAAGAGCACGCCUGCGCUGGCCGAAGUCAGCCUGCCGAUUAGGUCUGCGGAGAGGGUCGCGGCUGCCGUUCACGCAUGGAGCCCCGUGUUCAUGGCACGGACGUGCAACUGCUGCGUCCAAGAGUUCCCCGAGAAGGAGUUCUUGCAUUGCGAUGUUUGUGAGGAUUUCGACCUGUGCAAGACUUGCUUUUCCAAGGACCAGCACGGCCACCACCCCAAGCACAGCUUUGCCCCUGCUGUGGCGGGCACCGUAUUUGACAGCUCCAUCACGGCGCGUCUAACCCCUGGCCGCAACGCUACCCACAACGCCAUCUGCGAUGGUUGUGACAACUACAUUAGAGGCGUCCGCCACAAGUGUCUGGACUGCCCCGACUGGGACUACUGCUCCGAUUGUGUUCAGAACGCGGGCUUCAUCCACGCGAACCACCGAUUUGCCCCGAUCUACGAGCCUCUUUCAGAUCCCGUCCAUAGGUCAGUAUCGUCUCGAUCGAUCCACACGGGUAUCUGCUGCGAUGGUCCUCUCUGCACAAGUACGCAGUCCGGAUCGAGGUACAUCGUUGGUGUUCGUUACAAGUGUGCCGUCUGUCACGACCUGGAUUUCUGUGCUGGCUGCGAGGCUAGCCCCGCCAACACUCACAACAAGACUCACCCCUUGAUCAAGUUCAAGACACCGGUCCGCCACGUGAGUGUGAGUACGACUGGAGAGCACGAGAACGGACAACGUCUACCCACCAUGGGAGACCGCAACUUCGGUGGAUACCCCUCACUCCCUCAACGUACUAGCACUCGUUCCACAGAGACAGUUCCCUCUCCCAAUGAGAACAUCGCUGUGAACCCCGUCCAGACUGUGGUUGAUGUCAAGCCUGUUGAGGUUCAGCCCGCGAUGGAGCCGACGCAGCAAGAGCUUUCUGAGAAGGAGGUCAUGGAGCCUGAGCUGGCCACUCCGACCCAAGAGAAGGAGCAAGCUGCGGAGCCCGAUCUUGUCGCCAUGUUCAAGCAUGACACCGUGGAGGAUGGCACUGUCAUGCCUCCUAACCACACUUUCGAGCAGACCUGGGUCCUCCGCAAUGAGGGUAAGGUUGCAUGGCCCGCUGGGUGCUCUGUGAAGUUUGUAGGUGGCGACUACAUGGGUGCCGUUGACCCCACGCGUCCUACUGGUGUUCGCGAGCUCAUCUCCGCCUCCGAGUCGACCAUCUGCUACAACCAGCUCCAACCCGGUCAGGAAUUCCCUUUCACUGUCUUGAUGCGAACCCCCGAGCGUGAAGGCAAGGUGAUCUCGUAUUGGCGUCUUACCACCCGCGACGGCGUCAAGUUUGGCCACAAGCUGUGGUGUGACGUCGCCGUAGAAGCCCCGCAGCAGGUCAAGGACGAAUUCAACCAGGAAGAGUCACUACUGGAUUCCGAGGUCCCCGCAAUGGGCAAGAGCCACAUGAUCAUCCCCAAGCUCGACCACGAGUCGCCAGCUUCCAGCAUCCUUGUUCCCAAGUCCGAGAGCGAGCUCGAGGUCGCUACCGAGACUGAUACUUUGGCUCCUUCGGUCCAGGAGAAUGCCAAUGACUUCGAGGACUGCGCUGAGGAUGAGGACUGGGCCGAAGAAUCCGACGAUGGCUUCAUGACUGACGAAGAGUACGAUAUCCUUGAUGCAUCUGAUGAGGAAUACGUCUUUGAGGACAAGAAAUAG
This is a messenger RNA of Neoarthrinium moseri, 2778 nucleotides long. RefSeq lists its product as uncharacterized. The record is from RefSeq and is a predicted model, not a curated record. The transcript has 2 exons. Gene Ontology annotation, molecular function: zinc ion binding. Bases 1 to 2778 code for a protein of 925 amino acids. Lineage: Eukaryota; Fungi; Ascomycota; Sordariomycetes; Amphisphaeriales; Apiosporaceae.